AGCGAGAUAAGAAUUUAUUUUAAAUACGAGUGUGGUAUCACUGCGAAUCCGCCCGAUAGUAUUGCUAAAGUCAUUGACAGCGCGCGCGCCGGUGUCGGGCGCGAUUCGAACCGGUGUUUUAUAAAUCGCAACAAAGUGAGUGAGAGUGCACUAGAUAACAUGUAAAUAACAGAUAGCCGUGAUAAAACUAAGUAUUCGAAGAAACAAAAUGGAGAACAAUGAUCCACUAAUAAAUAAUGCGUUCAUGUUUAUAUAUGUGCGCCAAGAUAAACCAUGUGAAGAGAAAAUUGAGAACCUCGAGACUGUUUUGAACAAUGGUGCUGACAUCAACUACCGCGAUGCGAAUGACAAGAGCAACACUAUCUUACACAUUGCAGCUCAAAGAGAUGAAAAGGACGUCGUGGAUUACCUUAUAAAGAAAGGUGCUUUAAUAUUGUAUAAUACAGACAAUAUACCAAAAACACCAGUACAUAUCGCAAAAGAAAAGGAUACGCUCAUAAGCAAACAAAUAUACAACAUUUUAAUUGAGUAUGACAAGCACAGUUCCGAAGAUAAGAAUUCUAAAAAACUUCAAAUACAGUUAAAGAAAAGCUGUUCAUUGACGCAGCAAAAUAGCUGCGCCACUCCAGCUGAAAUCACUUACCCGAAGCGAGCAGGCACUUCAGGCGUCAGUGGACAGUUCUACGAAACAAAACUGUUGAGUUUAGUACUCCAUCGUGCACUACACGACAAAGUUAUUGAAGAAUGUUAUUUAGCAGCCAACAUCAGGGAUAUCGGAGACCUCGACGAUGUUUGCUUCAGAUUCAAGAUGCAAGAGGAUGGCAAGACGAAACAUGUCCUGUGUUUCACUCAAGCUAAACAUAGAGAAGACGUUGACAAAGCAAAACUUACCGUAACUAGUGUUAGAAGUACCUCAGGACAAUUCUGUUUAGUGAAAUACUUUGACAGUUUCUUAAAAAUUAGGCAAAAGUUCUUAACGAAAUCUAAAACCUAUGAUCCCAUGUUCGAAGCCGCGUACAGAUCAGCUCUGACCCUGGACUGGUUGGCAGCCGAAGACUUGAGGCAGAGAGAACUGGCUGCAGCAUUUGAGACUGAGCCCUCUCCAGCCCCUAGGAGCCUCUCCAUCGACUGUAUUUCGUAUGCACGACCGGCUUCGGGGAAGGUUGCUCGACUGAUGUUAGAACUUCUGAAAAAUCUAGAAGGUGAUGAAGGCACCAUAGUGACAGACCUAAUCCAAGCCUUAGUUCGUACGAAGCUGCUGGUAGAAACUUCCAUGUUGGAUGCCGAACCAGAUUUGGAAUCCCUGGUGAAGACUCCUAACGUGAUGAUGGGGGAACCUCACACGACCUUCCCGAGGAUACUGGCGAUGACGUGGAUGACUGUCACGGAUCCUGUCACUACGAAGAAGUUUGGAUGGUGUCCUGUUAAUAGGGUGAACAAAUACCUUUCGAUCAGCAAGCCUAUAUCAAUAGCGAAACAAAUGAAGGCUCUAGAGCCCGUUAUAGCAAGGGCCCGGUUUAUAAUGGAAGAGUUCAUUCAGCAUGUUACCCCUCUCAAUAUGUACCAAAAGAAGUUGCCAGAUAAUGCUGCAACCACCAGGACUUUGCCAACAACGUUGAAGAGAAUGGUUGGAAUGGUUGAAACUUCGAGCGACAUUACGAUAAGAGUUAGAAGUAACAAACGGACGCGGACUCCUAAUACCGUCCGUGCAAUUCACGUGGCUUUAGCACAAUCCGCUACAGCAGCACCCUUGUUGGAGGCUGACCCAUUGCCGAGCUUCCGUGAGGAGGCCCCGCCGAAAGCGACAGCUGCAGCCAGUUGUGCAGGCCUCUUUGUGCUGUGGCCUUUGUGCUUGUUUUGUACGCAAUAAAUGUGGUUUGUGAAAG
Helicoverpa armigera (cotton bollworm) is the source of this 1886-nucleotide messenger RNA. RefSeq lists its product as uncharacterized. Gene Ontology annotation, biological process: positive regulation of transcription by RNA polymerase II. NCBI's taxonomy places the organism in Eukaryota, Metazoa, Arthropoda, Insecta, Lepidoptera, Noctuidae. Gene Ontology annotation, cellular component: nucleus. The record is from RefSeq and is a predicted model, not a curated record. The transcript has 6 exons. The coding region runs from base 209 to 1870 and encodes 553 amino acids. Gene Ontology annotation, molecular function: transcription cis-regulatory region binding; protein binding.